UGUCAUAGAGGUUCAGAGAGUUUUUUAAUUCCGCAAAGAACUUUUCACUCUGUCCAGUGUUCAGAAGCAAACGGAUUGGUUGCAGAGAGAUUGUCAGUGGAUUUAUUUCACAAUCGAUUCAAGUGGAAUAUACAGUAAACAUGUCUUUUACUGCUAGAUUUAGAGCCAAGGUCAGGAAGGCAGUGAGAAAGAUCUUUACCUGCUGCUGUGCAGAAGAUGAUUCUGACAACGAUAGUAAUGAUUUUAUCACUGAGGAGGAAACUGGAACCAAGGAUGAAAAAUUCAUACAUGGAACCUAUCAAGACCCUUUUCAAAGCAAGAUGGCCACCGAGGAAGAACCUAGCGCCUGUUUUGAAGUUGAAAUUAUAGAUGACGUAGAUCAUUUCUUCGCAGAAGACGACAGUAGGUCUGAAAGUAACCCUUUGACUGUGCAGACAUCUGAAAACUUUUUUUUUGCCGCCAAUGUUCCUGAAACCAAAAUGACUGGCACUGAAAUAGGUCAAGGCGAUACUGGAAAGAAAGAAAAUGCGAUCAACCCAGAUCUUCUUAGCAAUGAUUUUAUCACUGAGGAGGAAAGUGGAACCAAGGAUGAAAAAUUCAUACAUGGAACCUAUCAAGACCCUUUUCAAGACAAGAUGGCCACAGAGGAAGAACCGAGAACCCAUCCAGCCCCUCAAACAGAUGAAAACAUAACACAGAAUGAUCCGAGCCCCCCCUUUCAAGCUAAAGAAAUAAACAAGGAACGUGCAGGUAAUAUAAUAAUUUCUGAAGUGCUGAAUCAAACAGAGUGUUGCUACCAAGGAGAAAACAGUCAAACAAAUCAGGAUCCUGACCCCACCAUGUUCUUUUGCAAAUUUCCCAACUCUUUUCAGAACUCUUGGCUGAAUGCCUCAAUGCAGAGCAUCCUGCACCUGAGCGUAGCUAGGAAGGUUGUGGCUCAGCAUCCCGAAAAGAUUUUUAAAGGCUUGUCAGCAAGUCCGUUAUGUGCCAAACUUCUCUGCUCUGCCAUGCAGCACCCAGGGAAACAUUUCACCUUAAGGGAAAUCUACCAAGUUGUUAUGGAAAUACUAGCAAAUGUGCCGUCACUUGACUUGACAGAGGAGAACCACCCAUUAUACUUUUUGGAUUUUAUUUUGGCCAGGUUACAUUGUUCUGGUAUCAAAGCACUUUUCAAGGAGUAUACAGCUUUAAUUUGUGAACAAUGUCAGACUGUGUGCUAUGAGGAGAGUUCAGCUGGUCCCAUCUUAGGACCAUUAGAGCCAGAACCAUACGACAGUACCACUUCUCUUCUUAACCGUAUGGUUGCUGACUUCGACCACGAACAUUGUAUGGACUGCAAUUCCAUCUUUAAGCAAAAAAGGUUUAUCCAUGACAAUAAUGUAAUAGUCCUUUGCCGCGAAUUGACAACCAGUGAGAUGGGUUUAAACUGUCCUGUUAUUCCUAGUAAUACCAUUGACAUUCCUGUAAAAGAUGGAACCCAGUUGUACCGUCUUUCCUCAGUCAUUUGCAGCCAAAGCCUGCAUCUGGGGUUUUCACACUUUUACACAUAUCUGAUGUGUGGACAAAUGACAUAUAAGGUUGAAGAUACCGAGGUAACAGCUUCAAAUAGAGACUGUGUAGCAGAUAUUUGCCACAAUGGGUUUAUCUACAUCUACGAGAAGUACACCGAAGGAGAUGACGAAUUUAGUGCUUGGAUCAAAGCUACCCCUGAACAAGAACAUGAAAGUACAGCAAGAAGAAGAAGACAGUCAAGCCAAAUAUAAUCUUUAUCACACCAUGUUCUCAAAUUAAUUCAGAAAAUGCUGGAUAAGUUAAACAAUUCAAGAACUUUAUCAUAGUUGGUAUGCUUCUUUGUAACUGGGAACAAAACAAAAGAAAGAAAGAAAUAUAAUAUACUGUACCCUCAACAAAAAAACAGACAUAAAGGGAAAAAAAGCUAAUGGUGGCUCAUGUUUUAGGGCUGGUGUGGCUUAACAGAAAGGUCCCUGAUCUGAAACCUAGCUGGGAUCUUUCUGUAUGGAGUUUACAUGUUCUCCCCAUGCAUGCAAGGGUUCUCUCCGGGUGCUCCGGCUUCCCCCUCAAAGUCCAAAAAUAUGCAUUUUAGGUUAAUUGGGCACGUAAGAUUGUCUAUAGGUGUAAAUAUAUUCAUGCUUUCUUUGGUUUUGUAAUCUUUUAAAAAUUGACAAAGAAGUAACCCCAAAAACAAACGAGACAAAAAAAAAAUCUAUUGCAUGGUGGUACCCUUG
Fundulus heteroclitus (mummichog) is the source of this 2246-nucleotide messenger RNA. RefSeq lists its product as uncharacterized. The transcript is spliced from 2 exons. The record is from RefSeq and is a predicted model, not a curated record. Bases 141 to 1763 code for a protein of 540 amino acids. Lineage: Eukaryota; Metazoa; Chordata; Actinopteri; Cyprinodontiformes; Fundulidae.